Pongo pygmaeus (Bornean orangutan) is the source of this 834-nucleotide messenger RNA. RefSeq names its product collagen alpha-1(I) chain-like. The coding region runs from base 1 to 834 and encodes 277 amino acids. The record is from RefSeq and is a predicted model, not a curated record. The transcript has a single exon. NCBI's taxonomy places the organism in Eukaryota, Metazoa, Chordata, Mammalia, Primates, Hominidae.
AUGAUGCGCCCCCGAGAGGUGGCUCCCGCCGGAGGCUCCCCUCUGGUCACAGGAGGCGCCUUUAGGGUCUCCAGCCCUCGGCCGCUCCCCCUGCUCCCGGAACGCCCCUCGCGGAGGCACAGGGCGGGCUGCGGAGCCCACGGCCCAGGGUCUCGCGGGCAGGAGAGGCGGCGUGGGCGCCGUGACCCACCUGCCGGGCCGGUGGCGCGCGCGCGUGCCCGGGGCCGCUCGGCGCCUGGGAGCGCGCAACUAGCGUCCGGCGCUGCGGGGGCCGCAGUGAGCUCAUCUCCUCGCGCGGCGCCGGGGAAGGGCCGGCACGCCCGCGCCACCUGCCGGGCCCGCGGGGUACUGCCCUGGCCUCCAGGCCGCCCCGGAAGCCGCGCCGCCUGCGUGGGACCCUGCGACGCUGCCACCCAGCCGCAGGCGGAACUCGCUCGGCUCGUCACCCCUUCACCCGGUGCGCCUGGGCCGUGUCCGGGCCCACGCCGGACCCGCCGGACCCUCGAUCUUGCGCGUGGCCCCGCACCCAGCCCUCCCCGGAGCUCAGGUGCACUGGGCUGGGAGACACCGCUGGGCUGCGCGGCGUGGGAGGAGCCUGCAGAGGGCGUGGUGGGGACCCGGUGGCAGGAGGAACAGCAUCAGCCCUGGUCGCACCACUUUCCCCGCUCCCCCCACCCAGGUAGAGAAGGCAGGGGCUGCAGGACCGGGGCCAGCCACAACCCUCUCCCGCUCCAAGGAGGACAUGGGCGAAGGGAGUUUCAGGUCAUAGGGGCAGCCCCGAGAAAGGGGCCCCAUGGGCAACUCGCGGCCGUCGGUUGUUGCGAGUGCCCCUGA